Messenger RNA from Camelus dromedarius (Arabian camel), 1148 nucleotides. Its product is annotated as olfactory receptor 10A4. Gene Ontology annotation, molecular function: olfactory receptor activity; G protein-coupled receptor activity. Bases 174 to 1118 code for a protein of 314 amino acids. The transcript has a single exon. Gene Ontology annotation, cellular component: membrane. Lineage: Eukaryota; Metazoa; Chordata; Mammalia; Artiodactyla; Camelidae. The record is from RefSeq and is a predicted model, not a curated record. Gene Ontology annotation, biological process: G protein-coupled receptor signaling pathway.
UUUUACAUUUUGGAAAGUAUAGCUGCUUGGUCUUGACAACUGUAAGAAGCAAGGUGGAGAGUGAGGCCCCGGGGAGCUCCCCUAGCGAAGGGUGUAACAGAAGUCUACGUAACAUAUGGGGCUUCUGCCCUCCCGCAGCGUGAGUGCCCAGUGAAAUCCUGGGCAGAAGAAGGAUGUGGGGAAACUGGACAAUUGUCAGCGAGUUCAUUCUUGUGAGCUUCUCAGCCCUGUCCUCUGACCUACGAGCUCUGUUGUUUCUCCUUUUUCUGGCCAUUUACCUGGUUACCCUAAUGGGCAAUGUCCUCAUCAUCCUGGUCGCUACAGCUGACUCUGCCCUACAAAGCCCCAUGUACUUCUUCCUCAGGAACUUGUCUCUCCUGGAGAUAGGUUUCAACUUGGUCAUUGUGCCCAAGAUGCUGGAGACCCUGAUCGCCCAGGACAUGACCAUCUCCUUCCUCGGCUGUGCUGCUCAGAUGUAUUUCUUCUUCUUCUUCGGGGCUGCGGAGUGCUGCCUCCUGGCCACCAUGGCCUAUGACCGCUAUGUUGCCAUCUGUGACCCUCUGCGCUACCCAGUCAUCAUGGGUCGCCGGGCCUGUGGCCAGCUGGCAGCUGCCUCUUGGUUCUCAGGGUUGCCGGUGGCCAUUGUGCAAACCACAUGGAUUUUUAGCUUCCCCUUUUGUGGCCCCAACAGGGUGAACCACUUCUUCUGUGACAGCCCCCCUGUCAUCGCACUGGUGUGUGCUGAUACCUCGCUGUUUGAACUGGAGGCUCUGACAGCCACCGUCCUGUUCAUCCUCUUCCCUUUCUUGUUGAUCCUGGGGUCCUAUGUCCGCAUCCUCUCCACUAUCUUCAGGAUGCCCUCAGCUGAGGGGAAGCACAAGGCCUUCUCCACCUGUUCCUCCCACCUCUUGGUCGUCUCCCUCUUCUACAGCACUGCCAUCCUCACGUACUUCCGGCCCCGGUCCAGCACCUCUCCUGAAAGCAAGAAGCUGUUGUCUCUCUCCUACACGGUGGUGACCCCCAUGUUGAACCCCAUCAUCUACAGCUUAAGGAACAGUGAAGUCAAGGCUGCCCUGAGGCGGGUCGUCCGCCGGACCCUGGGCCCUCAGAAAGGAUGACUGACUUCGGUGGAAACUGAAGGGGUAGAA